Brassica napus (rape) is the source of this 1785-nucleotide messenger RNA. RefSeq lists its product as uncharacterized. Gene Ontology annotation, cellular component: cytosol. Gene Ontology annotation, biological process: translational elongation. Gene Ontology annotation, molecular function: translation elongation factor activity; guanyl-nucleotide exchange factor activity. NCBI's taxonomy places the organism in Eukaryota, Viridiplantae, Streptophyta, Magnoliopsida, Brassicales, Brassicaceae. The record is from RefSeq and is a predicted model, not a curated record. The transcript has 12 exons. The coding region runs from base 175 to 1674 and encodes 499 amino acids.
UUGUUUCUAAACCUAAAACUUCUUUUUCUUUAUAAGAGAUGUUUUUGUGUUGAUCUAGUAGGGAAUAGAGAUUGAUCACAUUUUAAAUUGUAAUGCAAGUCUCUUAGAACUUUUGCUUCGAAUUAGUUUUUUGGGUCCUGCAUUUAGGUUGGGAAUGCUACACUUGACUUUCAUAUGAAUUAUUGUAGAGUGUUAAGUGAAUCUACAAAAGUCUUCUUCUUCGUCUUUGUACUUGUAACAUUUUUUUCAAUCCAAUACUUUUUUGUUAGAUCGUUUUUUUUUGUUGAUUGGAUCUCAUGUUUAAUAUCAGUGAAAAAAAUUCGAGCUUCAGAAACGAUGGCGGCCUUUCCUAAUCCCAAUUCUAAUGCUGGACUGAAGAAGCUCGACGAGCAUCUUCUUACACGUUAUUACAUUACAGGUCACAAGGCUUCAAAGGAUGAUAUCACCGUCUAUGCGGCCCUUUCAAAACAUCCACCAUCGCAAUAUGUGAACGUAUCUCGUUGGUACAACCACAUUGAGACUCUAUUGGGUAUCUCAGGUAUCUCUUGUCAAGGGAGUGGUGUCAGUAUUGACGGACUGGUCUCUACCUCAGAACAUGCGGUUGCUGGUUCUAAUGAUGGUGUUGCGGUUGUUGAUAAUGAUAAAGAUGUUGAUCAAGAUGUUGACCUUAUCCGCGAAGAUACCCAAAAGGAAAAGAAAAGUGCUGAAGAGAGAGCAACUUCCACAAAGAAGAAAAUAUGUUGGGAGUCGGUUUUAAUAGUUAUCAUACCGCAGGAUUGUCAGACCAACAUGAAGAAGCUAGAGGAACGUCUAAGAACUAUUCAAAUGGAAGGACUGAUUUGGGGAGCAUCAAAACUUGUCCAUGUUGGAUAUGGAGUCGAGUUGUUGCGGAUCAUAGCCACCAUGCCUAGAAAUGAGAAAAUUGAUGUUUUCGACGUACUCGUCGGUGACUAUAUAUCUUUUUUAGGACGUUUCAAUGUUGCGACUGCGGGCUUGCAUCAAUCUCUAGUUCUUAUCAACCCAAAUGAUGAAGAGACCGACAUGAAGAAGCUAGAGGAAACUGUAAGAUCCAUUCAAGUGGCAGGGCUGUUUUGGGGAGCAUCAAAGCUUGUCUCAAUUGGCUAUGGAAUCAAGUUGUUGGGGAUUGAGUGCACAGCCGUUGGACACCUUGCUCAUCUUGGACGCAGAGUAGGUUUCAACACCAUUUUCAAAGAGAAAAUAAUGGAUCAUCCGUAUGUCCAGAGCUGUCAAACUCUCAGCUUAAACAUAAUAUGUAAUGGAAUCACAGAAGAGGAAUCUCAUUCUAAGGUGUUCUCUAUUGUUUGUUAUCUGUCCACAAAGGAUAAUGCGGCUGAUGAUGAUGAUCUUAACCUUUUUGGUGAAGAGAGCGCAGCUGGUAAGUCAGGGUUAGUGCUUCGAAAGCUGUUUGGUGACAAUCCCGACAUAAAGAAGACAGAAGAAACUGUAAGAUCCGGUCAGAUGGAAGGAGUAGUAUGGGGAGCAUCAAAGAUUUACAAUGUUGGCUAUGGAUUCAAGUAUAUGCGAACCAUAUUCACCAUUGUUGACGACCAGUUGUCUCUCGAUACUGUCACUAGAAACACUGGCGGUAUCCCCUUGAACAGAAUAUGUAAGCGUCAAAAACCAUUUUUAAACUCCUUGAAGUUGUUGAUGUGAAAGAUGAUAGGUUUUGUAUUAAACUUUGGCUUGAAAAAUAAUGCAGAGGAUCGAAAAAACCUUCAAGGGGAAGCUUUAUUGGAUAUCUUUUUCCUUUUAGAAAAUAGUUUU